This is a messenger RNA of Pundamilia nyererei, 1042 nucleotides long. RefSeq names its product toll-like receptor 1. Gene Ontology annotation, cellular component: plasma membrane. The record is from RefSeq and is a predicted model, not a curated record. NCBI's taxonomy places the organism in Eukaryota, Metazoa, Chordata, Actinopteri, Cichliformes, Cichlidae. Bases 1 to 585 code for a protein of 194 amino acids. Gene Ontology annotation, molecular function: signaling receptor activity. Gene Ontology annotation, biological process: inflammatory response; toll-like receptor signaling pathway. The transcript has 2 exons.
AUGUUCAUGUACUACCCAGGUGACCUCGGUGUGGUCGCUAUGAUACAAGAGAGCUACCUCAGAAACACUUUCCACGCGUUUGUGUCUUAUAGCCAGCACGAUGUUGACUGGGUGCGCAAUUCCCUUCUUCCCAACCUCGAAGGCCCCGCAGGAGGGCUUAGAAUCUGUCAUCACGAGAAAGAUUUUGUGCCGGGAAAGACGAUCAUUGAGAACAUCAUCAGCUGUGUGGAGAAAUGCAGGCGCUCUGUGUUUGUCCUCUCUGCUCACUUUGUCAAGAGCGAGUGGUGUCAUUACGAGCUCUACUUCGCCACCCACCAACGUCUCACUCUGGGCUCAGACAGCAUUGUGCUGGUACUGCUUGAGCCUCUGCCUCAAUACCUAAUCCCAUCCAAGUACUACCAGCUGAAGUCCAUGAUGAACCGCCACACAUAUCUGGAGUGGCCUCAAGACAGGGCAAAACAAAGGUUAUUCUGGGCUAACCUCAGAGCUGCCCUACAGACUGACCUGCCCAAUGCUCCAGUCACACAAGUACAGGAGCAUUGGGCAGAGGAAAGACUUGAAGAGAGACAGGGGUUAAUGGGGUAAAAAGGGGCUUCAAAAGUAUUUGGAUACACUGGAAAUACAUCGUAGCUACCCUGAAUCUUUAAAGACAUGGUCACCUAAUACCCUAUCUAUUCCAUCUAUUCCUCUUAUCCAAUUCAGGUUUACCCUAUAUCCCAGCUGAAAUAGGGUGAGAUGCUGGGUACAAGUCACUAGCCUGUCACAGGACUAACACAUAGAGAUAGACAAUCAUUCAUACUCACAAACACAAUUUAGAUUCACCAUUUAACACCAAUAACUGCUUGACUUUGGACUGUGAGAGGAAGCUGGAAUACCCAGAGAGAACCUAUGCAGACACAGGUAGAAAAAGUCACCACACAGGAAGGCCCCAGUUAGAUGGUUGAUUUGAACCCAGAACCUUUCUGUGAGGCAACAGUGUUCACCACCAUGCCACUCUUCUAGGUAGCAUGAAUUAAAAGAAGAAAUAAUAAUAUAAAAAAUA